UGGAAACUCUAAGUAAGGCACUGCGAAGUAGAUCAUCCUUCUUGGGAAGGCGACACUUCUCUCCAGGCUCCAUAUGCUGAAGUUAUAUUUACUCAUCAGCUUGAUAUGCUUGGUGAGAUCAGACACAGAUGAAAUAUGCCCUUCAUUCACCAAACUGAGCUUCCACAGUGCGGUCGUUGGGACUGGACUAAGUGUAAAGUUGAUGCUCUACACGGAGAGAAACCAGACCUGCGCACAAAUCGUCAACUUUACAGCUUUGGGGAACUUGAACGUCACCAAGAAAACCACCUUCGUUAUCCAUGGGUUCAGGCCAACAGGCUCCCCUCCAGUUUGGAUGGGGGACUUAGUAGAGAGUUUGCUCCUUGUGGAAGACAUGAACGUGGUGGUUGUUGAUUGGAAUCGAGGAGCUACAACUGUCAUAUAUACCCAAGCCUCUAGUAAGACCAGAAAAGUAGCCGUCAUCCUGAAGGAAUUUAUCGACCAGAUAUUGGCCAACGGAGGUUCUCUUGACAACAUUUAUAUGAUUGGAGUAAGUCUAGGAGCCCAUAUAUCUGGCUUUGUUGGAGAAAUGUAUGAUGGGCAGCUGGGGAGAAUUACAGGACUCGACCCUGCAGGGCCUUUAUUCAACGGGAGACCUCCCCAGGAUAGAUUAGAUCCCAGCGAUGCACAGUUCGUUGAUGUCAUCCACUCCGACAUUGAUGCGCUGGGCUACAAAGAACCAUUAGGAAACAUAGACUUCUACCCAAACGGAGGAUUAGACCAACCUGGCUGCCCCAAGACAAUAUUCGGAGGAAUGGAGUAUUUCAAAUGUGACCACCAGAGGUCCGUGUACCUGUACCUUGCUUCCCUGAGAGAGAACUGUGCCAUUGCUGCCUAUCCCUGUGACAGCUACCGGGAUUAUAGGAAUGGCAAGUGCGUCAGCUGUGGCAUACCACAAAAGGUGUCCUGUCCCCUUCUGGGAUACUAUGCUGAUAGCUGGAAAGACUAUUUAAAGGAGAAAGAUCCUCCGAUGACUAAGGCAUUCUUUGACACAGAUGACAAGAAGCCAUUCUGCAUAUAUCAUUAUUUUGUGGACAUUGUAUCUUGGAACAAGAACAUAAGAAGAGGAUCUAUUAUAAUCAAACUGAAAGACAAAGAUGGAAACAUCACAGAAUCCAAAAUCAAUCAUGAACCUGCCACAUUUCAGAAAUAUCAUCAAGUGAGUCUGCUUGCAAGAUUUAAUCAAGAUCUGGAUAAAGUGGCAGCAAUUUCCUUGGAGUUCUCCACAGGCUCUGUAGUAGGCCCGAAGUACAAGCUCAGGAUUCUCCGAAUGAAGUUGAGGUCCCUUGCCCAUCCAGAGAGGCCCCAGUUGUGUCGGUAUGACCUUGUCCUGAUGGAAAAUGUUGAGACGUUCUUCCAACCUAUUGUGUGCCCAAAGCUGCAGAUGUAACAGCUGUGGUGACACAUGGACAGAAGCAACAUUAAGAAAGCUACAUCUAUGGGCUCUU
This is a messenger RNA of Castor canadensis (American beaver), 1487 nucleotides long. It is a transcript of the gene Liph, whose product is annotated as lipase H. Gene Ontology annotation, biological process: lipid catabolic process. Gene Ontology annotation, molecular function: glycerophospholipase activity. Lineage: Eukaryota; Metazoa; Chordata; Mammalia; Rodentia; Castoridae. The record is from RefSeq and is a predicted model, not a curated record.